Pseudophryne corroboree (corroboree frog) is the source of this 2030-nucleotide messenger RNA. It is a transcript of the gene HIKESHI, whose product is annotated as heat shock protein nuclear import factor hikeshi. Gene Ontology annotation, cellular component: cytosol; nucleus. Bases 226 to 819 code for a protein of 197 amino acids. NCBI's taxonomy places the organism in Eukaryota, Metazoa, Chordata, Amphibia, Anura, Myobatrachidae. Gene Ontology annotation, biological process: protein import into nucleus. The record is from RefSeq and is a predicted model, not a curated record. The transcript is spliced from 5 exons. Gene Ontology annotation, molecular function: Hsp70 protein binding; nuclear import signal receptor activity.
UACCGGCGGUCCAGCUUGGAAAAGCUCGGCGACUGCAGAGGACCGGAGAUCGCCGCCAGUCACCAAGAUGGCGGCCUGAGACGCGGCGGGGCGGGCCGCGAUGAGCGUAUUGUUUUUGGUGCUUUUGCACUGCCCUAAUCAGAGGAUUUCUGGAAGUUUCUGGACGGGAUCUGCGGGUGCAGGAGCUGGGAGACUGGGAGACAGUAAUCCCGGGAGGGAGGAGACAUGUUCGGUUGCCUGGUGGCCGGGAGGCUGGUGCAGACAGACGCCCAGCAAGUGGCGGAGGAUAAGUUUGUGUUUAACCUGCCUGACUAUGAGAGCAUCAAUCACGUAGUGGUGUUUAUGCUGGGCACUAUCCCCUUCCCGGAGAGGAUGGGCGGCUCCGUCUACAUCUCGUACCCUGACCACAGUGGCAUGCCCGUCUGGCAGCUGCUCGGCUUCAUUACAAAUGAAAAACCAAGUGCCAUAUUCAAAAUCUCCGGCUUGAAGUCCGGUGAGGGGACCCAGCACCCGUUUGGAGCCAUGAGUUUACCACAGACGCCCUCGGUAGCACAGAUUGGUAUCUCUGUGGAGCUACUAGAGCAGCUGGCGCAACAGACCCCUGUAGCCAACGCUGCUGUGUCGACUGUGGAUUCCUUCACCCAGUUCACUCAGAAAAUGCUGGACAACUUUUACAACUUUGCAACAUCAUUUGCUGUGUCGCAGGCUCAGAUGAUCCCUAACCCCUCCGAAGUUUUUAUACCCGCAAAUGUUGUCCUCAAAUGGUAUGAGAACUUUCAGCGGCGCCUGGCACAGAACCCGUUCUUCUGGAAGACGUAGACUGGGUGGAGUCCAUUAAGGGAAACUGCAUUGGGUGCCUCACUUUCUUUGCUGGCCAGUUCCUAAGUUCUCUCCUGGUUUCUCCAGCAAAAUGUGUUUUGGAACGCAGGCACGGUUACACCCGCUCUUGCUGCGGGUAUUGGUGGAUAAAGGCUAUUGGUUGUGGGGAGGGGACGUCUACAAAAGCUUCGCUCUGAAAGGCCUUGAAGUGUUUUGAUGACCCCGUUUGGAUGUACACUUGUCUCUUUCAAUAAGUAUCUUACUAAACCUGUUUUAAGGUUCAUACGUUAUUGCCAUGAAAGUCUUUUUUUCUUCUAAACCUUAACGUUUUCUAAUGACUUCCAAAAGAUCAGGGCAAUUUUUAAUUUACAAUGGGUCAUAUCUGACCAAAUAUUGUCAUCAUCUACUACAGCUAUAUACUACAAGACGACAGGUGGUUGAACCAGAAGAAAUAAGUUUUGCUUUUUUUUUUUCAGAACUGCAGUAGUAAUUACAGAUUAGUUAAGGUACUUAAUGAAAUAAUUAAUUGUUUGUUUUAUUUAAAUGGCCAGGGCUUUUUAUUACUAUUAUUAUUAUUUUGAUAAAUGAAUUUGAUAGUUUCUAAAUUCAUUUGCUGUGAAAUCGAAAUAAGGAACAAUAUUUAAUAAAAAUUGCCUUUGGUAUUGUACUUAUAGGGACACAAACGUUUGUAUAUUAAUUCCGAAUAUUCCUCUUUGUGUGUUUAAUUUAUUUGCUGACAAAUUUUGGGAAAAAAAAGUUCAGUGACGCUAAUAUGGGCGAAUGUAUGCAACAUACAUUUGUAGUGUUCUUUCCAUCAGGCGAGGCCAAAUAUACUAAACUAGUUACCAGCCCGUCAGAAUGACGGUGCAUUAUAGCAGUAAUGUCAUCGCAGGGGCCAAACGGUGCAACACUUUAAUUGCUCCAUCGGACUCAAUUUAGUGGCCGCUAGCGUGCAAAACACUUUAAACCCCCCCCCCCCCCCCAUAGAGGUGAGGAUCAGCGUUAGCUUUUUAUUAUAUAGGAUAAUUUUUUUAAAACUUGGACUCUACUUUUUUUUGUGUUGCUUGCCUGAAAGUAUUAUUACAGCAGCUUCAAAUGAGUUUUGCAAGUGAAGUGUUUAUCUGGACAGAACAUUUCAUGAAAUUACAUUUAUCUCUGUUAUGGAGCUUUACUACUAUUUUAUGCUAUGAAUAAACUGUGCCAUAAAGUGA